AUGGUGCCGGCUGUCCGCGGAGGACUUCGGCUCUACCUCCCACCCGCCCGCGCUGCGCGGCUGUACCGAGCCAGGCGCGGCAUCUGCCGACACCGGCGAGCGGGGUACAGCCCCCGAAAGGCCUUUCCCACAUUGGGCAGGCAGCAUACCGAGGCGAGCAGCAAAGGUGCCUCUACCGGCCGGGAAGCCUCUAUCCCCGCCAAUCUGCUGCCAGCCGUAGCGCGGCCAGCCGAGCAGGCAUACCGCCCCUGCUGCUUGCCGAGCGGCACCCGCCGCAAACGCACCCGCCGCAAAGGCACCGCCACCCCUCUCCCGAGCCGCCGCAACCCACACAGACCCCGCUGCCGAGCUCUCCUCCGUGCCCGCCCGCCGCUGCUGCUGCUGCUGCUGCGCGGCCGCGGUGCUGCUGCAGCCGUUCAGCUCCCCAUUUGCCCGCUAUUCGCAGCCGCCUCCACUUCCUCCUCCUCCUCCUCCAGCUCGUCCCCUCCUCUCCCUGCUCCCAGCCCACAGCACAGGGGCGGGCGAGUGGGUGGGCGAGCAGCUACAGGACACACCCGCCGCGCCGUGGCCCCGCUCCUACCGAGGGGCCUCGCCCUCGCCCGCCCUGCGGGCACGGCGCCCGUCUGCCACCCCGCCGCCAGCAGGGGGCGAGAGGAGCCGCGCCGCCGCGUUAAAGAGACCGUGCCCCUGGUUGAGGCUGGCCCAACUGGUGGAGGGCGGUACCAGUGCGGCUCCUGCCCCACAGAGGGCACCGUAGUCGGGCAGCUCUGGUCGCUUUCUGCUGAGCAUCUGUCCACUGCAGCCGGCACCGUCUGCGGGUAUCCUUCUGGCCCUCCGGAAGCCCAGUAGCGGAGGGCCGAGGGUCUGCCUGCUGAGGAGGCUGGAGAAGGCAGGCAAUGCCAGCAUGAGCCACCAUUCGCCAUCAUUCUGAUUCUCGUGUUGUGCAUUCCGAAAUACCAAGGCAGCUGUUCUGUGCUUCAUUUCAGAGGAACAGUGUUUCAGUCUAAAGUUAUUCUGGUAUCUCACAGCACAAGUGUAAUGUUCCCAUCUUUGUUUCUCCAUCAGUAUCUUUCAGCCUGAACAUUUGUCUCUGCUUCUUUGGAAAUUGAAUAAUUGUCUCUUUCACAGGGUGCUGGGCAGUACCUGCAAUCCUGAACUGAGAUGCAGAUGAUAGAUGUAUGAUAAUACAUUUUGUGAACCAGGCUUGGAGCCCUGGUACAGCUGAAACUGCUCAGUGAAAUCUGCUGACUCACAGUACCAUGACAAAUGUGGUUUAGUAACUUCAGCAGAGUAUUGGGAGAGUAGUAGAAGCAUCCAUUCAAAGGAAAGAAAGCGGAAAGUCUUAAGAAAUAUGAAAGGGGUCAUUGACCUAGAGAGUAGAUAGAGACCAUUUAUGUUCCCAUCGUCAUUCACAUGAAUAGUGAAGUCAUCCUAAAACGCAAGCGUUCAAGAAAGCAGGCAGGGAGUGGAAUUGCUGGCUAACAGCUUGUACCAAUGCUUUUUAAAAACAUAUAUAGUAGUGCAUUUCCUCCAUUGCCUUUGAGGAAUAAAUAUUUCUCUCCAUCUUAAAUUA
Molecule: messenger RNA, 1573 nt
Organism: Pogoniulus pusillus (Red-fronted tinkerbird)
Lineage: Eukaryota; Metazoa; Chordata; Aves; Piciformes; Lybiidae
Product: tRNA (guanine-N(7)-)-methyltransferase-like
Exons: 3
Coding region: 1-849 (282 amino acids)
Source: RefSeq, a predicted model, not a curated record